Messenger RNA from Hypomesus transpacificus, 721 nucleotides. RefSeq names its product apolipoprotein D-like. The record is from RefSeq and is a predicted model, not a curated record. Gene Ontology annotation, molecular function: pigment binding. The coding region runs from base 53 to 634 and encodes 193 amino acids. Lineage: Eukaryota; Metazoa; Chordata; Actinopteri; Osmeriformes; Osmeridae. The transcript is spliced from 5 exons.
GCACACACAGUCUCCACCACAGGACUGACUGAACCUUUGUCUCAGCUCUAAGAUGCAGAUGUUCAUGGUGCUUGGUGUCGCUCUCCUGUCCCUGUGGACCACCAACGGGCAGAUGAUCCUCCCUGGGAAGUGCCCUGUGCCCCCGGUCCAGCAGGGCUUUGAUGUCUCUCGGUACAUGGGAAGGUGGCACGGCAUACAGAAAGUUCCUGCCUUCUUCCAGAAGGGAAAAUGUAGCCAGGCCACCUACGGCCUUCAGAGUGACGGCACAGUGGAGGUCAUCAAUCAGUCCCUGCAGUCCGAUGGGCGUGUCACCUCCUCCGAGGGAAUCGCCCGUGUGGUAGACCCCUCUGACCCUGCGAAGCUGGAAGUGAACUUCUUUACAGGUUCCAAACCCGGCCCUUACUGGGUGCUGUCCACCGACUAUGAGAGCUACACCCUUGUGUACUCCUGCACCAACGUUGAAGACCUGCAGCACAGGGUCUUUGUCUGGAUCAUGAGCAGAGAGAGGACCCUCUCCGCCGACACCGUGGAGGAGCUGCUCAGCAUCCUGAGGUCUCAAGGCAUCUAUGACCAGCUCCAGGUCAGCAACCAGAGCGACUGCAGCAGCAUGCCUCAGUUACAGAGAGACUGCUGAGUGAGGGAGAGGAGUGGGAAUACUUGUAAUGAUUUCACUGUACUUUGAUUCAAUAAACCUCCCUUAUUAAAUAUCUGAAUUAUAAAA